This is a messenger RNA of Lachancea meyersii CBS 8951, 993 nucleotides long. Lineage: Eukaryota; Fungi; Ascomycota; Saccharomycetes; Saccharomycetales; Saccharomycetaceae. The record is from the annotation of a GenBank genome assembly.
AUGCUCAGAGCUGUAUUCAACAAAAAGGCGGGCAGUAGACUCGGAUGCAGGUUCUUCUCCAGAGAGGCCACACCUUACGACCAGACCAUCAACAACCUUCGCCUAAGCAAGGACACCAAGGUCAUCAUUCAAGGUUUCACAGGCAGGCAAGCCACGUUUCACGCCAAAUUGUCCCAAGAAUAUGGAACUAACAUCGUUGGCGGGACAAACCCCAAAAAGGCCGGCCAAACUCACUUGGGCCAGCCCGUCUUCGCCUCUGUCGCAGAGGCUGUGAAGCAAACUGGCGCUACUGCGUCGGGAAUAUUCGUUCCUCCUCCGAUCGCUGCAAAGGCCAUCCAAGAGGCCGUGGAAGCUGAGAUUCCUCUGGCGGUUUGCAUUACCGAAGGUAUUCCACAACACGACAUGCUAUACAUUGCGGAAAUGCUAAAAUCCCAAUCCAAGACUCGUCUUGUGGGCCCCAACUGCCCCGGUAUCAUGUCCCCAGAGGGCCGCGUCCGCAUCGGUAUUCAGCCAUCCAAGAUCUUCACCCCAGGUAAGAUCGGUAUUGUGUCCAAGUCUGGUACCUUGACCUACGAAGCCGUGCAACAAACCACCAUCACCGGUCUAGGUCAAUCUCUAGUCAUUGGUAUCGGUGGUGACGCUUUCCCAGGUACCGACUUCAUUGACGCGCUAAAGUACUUCAUGAACGAUCCUGCCACUGAAGGUAUCGUGAUGUUGGGUGAAAUUGGUGGCAAAGCCGAGAUCGAGGCUGCCGAGUUCUUGAAGGAAUACAACAUGAAGCGUUCCACCCCAAUGCCUGUUGCCUCUUUCAUCGCUGGUACCGUCGCUGGCCAAAUGAAGGGUGUUAGAAUGGGUCACUCCGGUGCUAUCGUUGAGGGCUCAGGUACCGACGCUGAGUCCAAGAAGGCCGCUUUGAGAGAAGCUGGUGUCACUGUUGUAGAAUCUCCAGGUCGUUUGGGUGAAGCUUUGGUAAAGCAAUUUGCUCAAUUGUAA